AUGGCUCCAACAAGAAUAAUUGAUGCAAUGACAUUAUCUGAAAGUGAAAUGAAUGACUCGAUUGCCUUGUUUCAUUUACUUGUUCGAAACACGGACAAUGAGAAGAAACCAGUGAAACCAAUAAAUCAACAGAGGAUGACCAUGAAGGAUUUAAAAAGUUUAUUUAGAAGAAUAGGAUACAAGAUUUCGAAUGAGGAAUUGAAAGCAAUUAUUCGAAACAUUCACGAAAGUUUCUCUUCUCUUGGUUUGGGAAGGAUGGAUGGGCCAGUAGAUUCUAUAAAUUUCAAACAGUUUCUCCACUUGAUUCAUGAUGAACCAGAACUAGAUUUUGGAAGAGAACAAUUAUUGGAAUCCUUUAGAAUACUUUCGGAAAAACCAUCUAAUGGCAAACCAGUUCAGAGAGGGUUCAUCUACAUUCAAGAUUUAGAAAGAUAUUUAUUCGAAUUCAGUCCACUCACCAAACCUUCAGAAAACUCAGAACAUUCCACCCAUUUCGCCUAUUCGAAAUCAAUUAUUUCACACGAGGAAUACACCAAAUUGUUAACCAUUCUCGAUCCCUACUCGAGUGGAAAGAUUAAUUAUGAAAAAUUUGUAGAAAUGUUAAUAAUUGAAAGUUCCAAAUAA
This is a messenger RNA of Naegleria gruberi, 624 nucleotides long. RefSeq lists its product as uncharacterized. The record is from RefSeq and is a predicted model, not a curated record. The coding region runs from base 1 to 624 and encodes 207 amino acids. The transcript has a single exon. Lineage: Eukaryota; Heterolobosea; Eutetramitea; Acrasida; Naegleriidae.